Capsella rubella is the source of this 2219-nucleotide messenger RNA. Its product is annotated as exocyst complex component EXO70H1-like. Bases 125 to 2137 code for a protein of 670 amino acids. Gene Ontology annotation, biological process: exocytosis. The record is from RefSeq and is a predicted model, not a curated record. Gene Ontology annotation, molecular function: phosphatidylinositol-4,5-bisphosphate binding. Gene Ontology annotation, cellular component: exocyst. NCBI's taxonomy places the organism in Eukaryota, Viridiplantae, Streptophyta, Magnoliopsida, Brassicales, Brassicaceae. The transcript has a single exon.
UAAUCUAAAGAGAAACAAAUUGUUGUUCCAAAAUCAAAGACUUAAUUGCUAGGCUUAUUAAUUACUUUCCAAAUUUAAGAACAAUAAUGAGAGAAAAAGAGGGACGACCAGCUUGUACAAUUUGAUGGACUUUGGACCCAACAGCUCCAACAAAAAAAAAAACAGUUGUCGAAACAAUAGAUUUUCCUUUGAAAAAGCCUUACCACCAUAUACGAUCAAUAAAUACCCCAACACAAAUAAGACUUCUUUCUUCAAACCAAGAAACAUGGUGCUCUUGAAACCCUCUGCCUUAUUAAAAUCCUCUAAACCCCGGCCGCAACAGCAACAGGGCUUCUCUGAGUCUCUAAUUGGCGAUAGUGUGGAUGUUGUUGACGCUUUCAUAACCGAAUGGGUUUCUCCACACCACAACGAUUCUUCUACAUGUUCCUGCAUCAUCUCUUCCCUAUUCUCCCCCCAAAAUCGUCUACAAGGCAGGCGCUUCCUCGAGGUUCUCGGCAGGUUACAAUACGCCAUUCAAAGUACUGUUGUGGUGAAUCCAGACUCCGCUAAGCUUGCUCAAGGGCAGGAUUUGAUGCGCAAAGCUAUGAAGCAUUUAGAAAAGGAGUUUUAUCGGGUUAUGAAAUCGAACAACCGGUUUUUGGAUCCAGAAUCCGUCUCCGGUUGGUCUUCGAGAUCGUCCGAGGCCAGCACACCAUCGAGAUCAAGUGGAAACGCUUCGGAUUCUUCAUCUGAUGAUAACGAGCUUGAUUCUGAAUCCUCAUCUGAAUUAGGUAACGAUAUAGGAGGAUUUGGAAAUUCUGAUGCCAUCGUGGAUUUAAAGAUGAUAGCAAAUUGUAUGAUCUCUUCUGGUUACGAGAAAGAUUGUGUUAAAAUCUACAAGAAAUUUCGAAAAAAGAUCAUCGACGACGCACUAUCUAAUCUAGGGUUUGAGAAGUUAACCUCUACCCAAAUGCAGAAACUGGAAUGGGAGAUUCUAGAGAAGAAGAUCAAAAUAUGGGUGAGGGUUGCGAGGGUAGCAAUCACCACUCUGUUCAAUGGAGAGCGAAUCCUUUCCGAUCACAUUUUUACCUCCUCCGUCGCUGAGUCUUGCUUCGUGGAGAUUACACUACAGAGAGCGUUAAACCUCUUCAUCUUCUCACUAACUGUAGCGAAAUCCAAAAAAUCUGCAGAGAAGAUCUUCCCAACACUCGACGUUUACCAGACGAUCCUACACCUAGUUCCUAAAAUCGAUCAGAUCUUCAGCUACGAUUCGACCGCUUCUGUCAGAUCACAAGCGGUUGAAUCUCUAGAUAAACUCUCUGAAUCGGUGAAUGCAAUGAUGACGGAGUUUCAAACGUCGAUUACGAAAGAGUCGUCAAAAUCAGCGAUUCCAUGUGGCGGAGUUCAUCAGCUCACGAGGUAUGUCAUGAACUUCAUCGUCUUCCUUGCAGACUACAGCGACUCGCUCGCCACUAUUCUCAAGGAGUCAUUAUCAUUACCUUUGCCGGAGGAUUACUUCAGAAGCAGCGGCGAAGAAAAUCCAGGAUCCGGUGAUCGAUCUCCGAUGGCGGCGAGAUUCGCGUGGUUGAUUCUUGUCUUGCUCUGCAAAAUUGACGCCAAAUCUCGUCUGUACAACGACUCGGCUCUCUCAUAUCUGUUCCUCGCGAACAACCUUGAUUACGUUGUGACAAAGGUCCGUACAUCGAAUCUUAGGGUCGUACUCGGAGACGAUUGGGUGACGAAUCACGAAGUUAAGGUGAUGCAAUACCUCGAGAAAUAUGAGAAAAAGGCAUGGGGAGAUGUGGUUACAUCGCUCCCGAAAGAUUUAACAACGGAAGCGGAGGCGGAAAAGUCACUGAGACGGUUCAACGAAGCGUUCGAAGAGGCUUACAAGAAACACAAGAUUUGGGUUGUACCCGACCCAAAACUUAGAGGCGAGAUCCAAGCCUCUGUAGCAACAAAACUCAUUCCCGGGUAUACGGGAUUCUACAAAAAAUACCCGGUCGGAUCAUGCAAGAUUGUCAGAUUUACCCCUGAAGAUCUAAAUAAUUAUAUAUCCGACCUAUAUAUUGGUUUAGGAAGAACCGUGCCCGUAUCAAAAACAAACAAGUACAUGACGGGUAGCCAAGCCACAGAUUUGAAGCAUCGGUCCAUUUAAAAAAAGCUCGUGUGUAACUUUCUCUAGUUAAAACUAUGUGAAAUCUAUACAACGUAGUCCAAACAACAUUUAAGUUCCAAUU